GCGCAGUCCACCUUGACGCAGCGUCGCAGGUUCUCGGAGCGGACGGAAUGGGACAGUGAUCCGAACCACCGGUUGAUCGAAAUCUGCUGUGGUGACGUCAGCAUGGCUCAGAAGGCUCUGGUUCUGUACCACUUUGCAGCGGAGCCUGGACAUAAUGAGCUGUCUGUCAGAGAAGGCGAGAUGGUCACCAUCAUUGACCAGACUGUAGGGGGAGGCUGGAUUGCAGCUCAGAACCACAACGGACAAACUGGACUUGUACCUGAGGGGUAUUUACAGAUUGGAGGCGGAGACUCCUGGUCAGGGGGCGUGGCUUCCAUCAGUAACUCUCAGGGAUGGGACAGCCGAGCACCAUCAUGUCAAGCAGGUGCAGAGGAUGAUGAUGGCGAGUGGGAUGAUGACUGGGAUGACCAAUCAAUGUGCAGUUACCAUGGAAAUGGUCACAUGGAAGAGGAGGCAGGGGCCUCUGGGCAAAUAACUCAUGGUCCCUCGGUCAAGAUCUCCCUCAACAAGUUCCCGUUCUCCAAAGGUCCAAGUCCAGAAGUCUUUCUGUUGUCCAAACCUCCUGCUAACAGCAGAGACAGACUUCCUGUUUAUAUGGGAGAGGUGGGUCCAGUCUGGCUGUAUUCGACCUCUCCUCUGGACUGCAUCAUUGCCGAUCCAAAGAAAGAGUCCAAAUUAUACGGACUCAAGAGCUUCAUAGAGUACCAGAUCACACCGAACACCACCAACAGAACUGUCAAUCAUCGCUACAAGCACUUUGAUUGGUUGUAUGAGCGUCUGCUGGAGAAGUUCGGCUCGCUGCUGCCCAUACCCUCUCUGCCUGACAAACAGGUGACAGGUAGGUUUGAAGAGGACUUCAUCAGGAUGAGGAUGGAACGUUUGCAGGCCUGGAUGACGCGCAUGUGUCGUCACCCUGUUGUCUCUCAGAGUGAAGUCUUCCAGCUCUUUGUCACUUAUAAAGAUGAAAGGGAGUGGAAGGCAGGAAAGAGGAGGGCAGAGAAAGACGAGACGGUCGGUCCAAUGAUGUACACUCUGAUUGAACCUGACGCAGCAGAACUCGACGUGAGUCAGGUUGAACAGAAGUGUGAGCAGUACAGUCGGUUUACAAAGUCGAUGGACGAUGGAGUCCGAGAGCUGCUGAACGUUGGGAACUCUCACUGGAAACGCUGCACUGGACCGCUGCCUAAAGAGUACGAGCGAAUCGGCCGAGCCUUUCAGAACCUGUCUAACGUCUUCAGCAGCAGCAAGUAUCCAGGAGAGGAGACACUGACGAACGCUAUGACAGCUGCAGGAAAAACCUAUGAGGAAAUUGCUCUCAUUGUUGCACAGCAGCCUCAGAAGGAUCUCCACUUCCUGCUAGAGACCAACAGCGAGUACAAAGGCCUGCUCGGAUGCUUCCCGGAAAUAGUCACUGUACACAAGGCUGCAGUAGACAAAGUGAAGGAAGCCGAUCGUUUGGUUUCUACAGGAAAAAUCAGCAGCAGCGACAGGAAGUACAUAAACCAACGCAUCAGUGGCAUGAGCUACGCACUGCAGGCUGAGAUGAAUCAUUUCCAUAGCAACCGUAUCUACGACUAUAACCGAGUGAUGCAGCUCUACCUGGAGCAGCAGGCCACCUUCUACCAACAGAUCGCAGACAAGCUGAGAGAAGCUCUGAGUCGUUUCACCACGCUGUGAAGGUGGAGCCUGAUGAUGUAAGCGUCACAUGACCCGGUCCGCUCCAGAUGUAACAAAAUAAAAUCUUGUUGUG
Messenger RNA from Nematolebias whitei (Rio pearlfish), 1750 nucleotides. RefSeq names its product sorting nexin-9. Bases 103 to 1677 code for a protein of 524 amino acids. Lineage: Eukaryota; Metazoa; Chordata; Actinopteri; Cyprinodontiformes; Rivulidae. Gene Ontology annotation, cellular component: cytoplasmic vesicle; plasma membrane. Gene Ontology annotation, molecular function: protein binding; phosphatidylinositol binding. The transcript has 17 exons. The record is from RefSeq and is a predicted model, not a curated record. Gene Ontology annotation, biological process: endocytosis; endosomal transport; plasma membrane tubulation.